Molecule: messenger RNA, 420 nt
Organism: Striga asiatica
Lineage: Eukaryota; Viridiplantae; Streptophyta; Magnoliopsida; Lamiales; Orobanchaceae
Source: the annotation of a GenBank genome assembly
AUGAGAAAUGUGCUUCCUGAUAACAAGAUAAAGACUUNCAUCAUCGACCUCACGCCGGCUGACCACCAGAGCCGUCGUCCACCUCCACUGUCGAUCCGCCGCCCGUUAUCAUCGGUCCGCCGCCAUCACCGCCGGUCUGUCGCCGUCAUACCUCCCUCCCGCACCCUCAGCCGCCUACAGGUGAACCUGGUGAACACCGACUCCGACAUCUUGUAUUACUGUCGCGGUCGCCGUUCUUCCGCCGUCAGUCAUCAGAGAAGGCGACCUGCUCCGCCAGCUACCGAGAAGACAACCUUCUAUCACACCAUUAGAGCAUUGCAUAGAGUGAUGGCUCAAAGCCCAACCAAUUAUUUUUUCAGUGCCUAUCACCCACAGAACAAGCAUUUAGAAAAAUCUGGAAGCGCAGUUGUUACUGACUAA